Molecule: messenger RNA, 1079 nt
Organism: Camponotus floridanus (Florida carpenter ant)
Lineage: Eukaryota; Metazoa; Arthropoda; Insecta; Hymenoptera; Formicidae
Gene: Prosbeta7
Product: proteasome subunit beta type-4
Exons: 5
Coding region: 23-778 (251 amino acids)
Cellular component (GO): proteasome core complex
Source: RefSeq, a predicted model, not a curated record
GUAUGACGUAUCAGAAACAAAAAUGGCGUUCAUUGGUAAGGAUGCUGUACCUCUGUGGCACAAUGGACCGUCUCCUGGUGCAUUUUAUCAUUUUCCAGGCAAUCAAUACGGCACCGGUGGAUUCCAAAAAUCACAAUCUCCUAUAACGACCGGCACGUCUGUUAUUGGCAUAAAAUUUAAAGACGGAGUCAUCAUAGCGGCUGACGUCUUAGGAUCUUAUGGUUCACUUGCUCGUUAUAGAAAUCUCGAGCGUAUUAUGAAAGUUAAUGAUAACACGAUUCUUGGUGCAUCUGGAGAUUAUGCAGAUUUUCAGUGUAUCAAAAGCUAUGUGGAGAGAAAAAUUCUGGAAGAAAAAUGUUUGGAUGAUGGAUUUAGUUUGAAACCAAAAGCGCUGCAUUGUUGGUUAACACGUGUCAUGUACAAUAGGCGAUCAAAUUUUGAUCCAUUUUGGAAUAAUUUUGUGAUUGCUGGUUUGGAAGAUGAGAAACCAUUUUUGGCAACUGUUGACAAACUUGGGACAGCUUACAGCGAUCCAGUAAUCGCGACUGGAUAUGGUGCCUAUAUGGCAACGCCUGUUCUAAGAAAAGCUUAUGAGGAAAAUAGCGAAAUGAGCAAAGAAGAAGCUAUCGAACUUCUAUACAAAGUAAUGCAAGUUCUCUUUUAUAGAGAUGCAAGAUCUUUCCCAAAGUAUCAUCUUGGCAUUAUCACAAAGGAAAAAGGCGUUGAAAUACAAGGACCAAUAACUUUAGAUAGCUAUUGGGGACCUGCAAUUUUGUAAAAGUAAUUUUUUUACACUUCUGUCUAAAUUAUAAUAAAGCUUAGAAGUUAAGUCUCCUCUUUUAAUUGAUUUUUUUCGUUGAUAUGCGAACUUACAUCAAUUAUGCAUGAAUAAGAAAGAACAGCCAGAUUUACUAGUAAAUUAUUUUAAAUGUAUCAAUUUGUUUUACAUAAAAAAUAUAUAGAAAUAAUAUAUUUAAUACAUUAUUUACAUAUAUGCAGAAACAGUAACAAUAAUUGUGGACUAGAGUGUCAAUACUUCACAUCCAUUGUCUGUUAUUAAAACUGUAUGUUCAAUUUGA